Molecule: messenger RNA, 764 nt
Organism: Meira miltonrushii
Lineage: Eukaryota; Fungi; Basidiomycota; Exobasidiomycetes; Exobasidiales; Brachybasidiaceae
Product: Profilin/allergen
Exons: 4
Coding region: 339-719 (126 amino acids)
Cellular component (GO): cell cortex
Molecular function (GO): actin monomer binding
Source: RefSeq, a predicted model, not a curated record
CCCUCCUUAAACCUAUCGAAGGCGUAAGAUUUCCAAUCCUCCCAUUAUUGAACGCUAAUACAGGCAUAAGCGCUGCCAGGUGUUGCUUUUGUGUUGCUGUGCUUAAUGACGCCCGCCUUUUAAGAAUAACACACACAGUCAGCAGCCACAUUACAGUGAGUGAGUGCGUGUGCACAGAGAGAGGAGCUUCGCGUGUUGUUUGGUGGGGGGAGGUAAGAUAUCAUUUGCAACUUCUUUUUCUUUUUUUGCGAUUCACUUCCAUUACCGAUCAAUAGACAAAACAGGAAGAGGAGUUUGAAAUAAACAUCACAACUCACACACACACACAUAAACAAAACAUGUCUUGGCAAAGUUACGUUGAUACAAAUUUGGUGGGAACUGGAGAAGUAACCUCUGCAGCCAUUGUUGGUCACAAAGGUGGAGUUUGGGCCUCUAGUGCCGGCUUCCAGCCAAACCAACAAGAGAUCACAGCUUUGGUCUCCGGUUUCGAUGACCCUUCCCCUCUGCAAGCAGGUGGUAUUCACGUUAACGGUGUCAAGUACUUUGCACUACAAGCAAAUGACCGAAGCAUCUAUGGAAAGCAAGGCGGAAAUGGAUUGAUCGCUGUAAAGACAAAUCAAGCCGUUCUAAUCGGUCAUUAUGCAUCGCCAAUCUUGCCUGGACAGGCAACAAAAGUUGUUGAAAGUUUGGCGGAUUAUCUGAUCAGCGUUGGAUAUUAAAAAGCAGGAACACAAGCAAGCGGGAUAAACAAACAAUUGUUCAAA